CCAAACUGCUUUUCUCCAGUUACCAGUUUUAAGUGAAGCGUUGACGGCUACAGGGUAACCUAUGUCCAUUUUCAUCUUGAAGAAGAUUCUCAGAGUUGUGCGAUAAUGCUGAAGCUAGGGGUUGUAUUGGUCUUGACUGUCGUCUUGGAGUUUUCCCAGGCUGUUCCCAUUCUGGAGGAAACGACUUUUGUAACGGAUUGUCUCACCGCUAAUAACAUAAGCCAAGCCGAGUUCCAGGAACUCAUUGAGCAGAGAAGGUCCGAGGAGGAGGACGACGACGAGGAGGAUCUGGACAACGUAGAUACAAGAUACAAGUGCUUCAUCUAUUGCUUGGGCGAAAAAGGCAACAUCCUAGACUCCAAUGGCUAUCUUGAUGUGGACUCGCUGGAUAAAAUUGAGCCGCUGAACGAGCAGAUUCGGGAUGUUCUUUAUUAUUGUAAGGAGCUCCAUGACCAGGAGGAGGACAGAUGCGAGUACUCCUUCCAGAUGGUUCGCUGUCUGUCGGAAAAUAUCAAACAGAACGAUGAAGUAACAGACCAGAACCUAAACGUGUCGACAAACAAACUAAAUGAAUAAUCAAGCAAAAACUGGUUUAUCAACUCGAACUAAAUUAUAAAUAAGUGUGAAAACAGCA
This is a messenger RNA of Drosophila serrata, 634 nucleotides long. It is a transcript of the gene Obp57c, whose product is annotated as Odorant-binding protein 57c. The record is from RefSeq and is a predicted model, not a curated record. NCBI's taxonomy places the organism in Eukaryota, Metazoa, Arthropoda, Insecta, Diptera, Drosophilidae. Gene Ontology annotation, molecular function: odorant binding.